AUUUCUGGAUUUGCGUCUAAUUACUGAAGUAAUUCGAUUGUCUUAAUUUCUUUUGGAAUAUUUGCAAUAUUUUUAGCAUAAACCCCUUAAACCAUUUGCAAUAUUUUUAGCAUAAACCCGACUUUUAUGAAUUUGAUUGUAAGGUGUUAUUUGCUCCCAUUUUAAAGCCUCAGCUCGAUAUGUAGUUGCUUAUGAAUUUUACAGUACAAAACCAAGAAGUACAACAAACAUCAUCCUAGACACUUCCAUACAUUGGAUUUUGUAACAUAGGACGUCUUUUGGGUCAAAGUGAGUAAUUCAAGAGUACCGUCUUGUUUAAAUUGUCUCACCUUGACCGCCAAGAAUAAAGUUGUAGCAAAACCAAAUUUGUUUAGGAUUUGGUAUUUAAUUAAGUCAUGGCUAAAUAUGAUUUAUAGUCAAUUUAUAUAAAAAUAGGUUUUCCAGUUUAUAAUCAAAGUAGGUUUUCUAUUAUUAUAAAUAGGAGUGUUGCUAGCUAUUUUAAAUUGUGGAGAAUUAUAGAGAGCAGUUAAAUAUUUAUUGAGUUUAUAUCAAUUCAUGUCUUCCUCAAAGAUGAUCGUGUUGAAGAGCUCUGAUGGCGAGACUUUCGAGGUGGAAGAGUCUGUGGCUAUGGAAUCACAGACCAUCAAGCACAUAAUCGAGGACGAUUGCGCCAACACCAGCAUCCCUCUUCCUAAUGUUACUAGCAUAAUCUUGGCUAAGGUGAUUGAGUACUGUAGGCGUCAUGUUGAUGCUGCUGCUAAGACCGAUGACAAAGCCUCUGAGGAUGAUCUCAAGAACUUUGAUGCUGAUUUCGUCAAAGUUGAUCAGAGCACCCUUUUUGAUCUUAUUUUGGCUGCUAACUAUUUGAACAUAAAGAGCCUGCUUGAUCUCACCUGUCAAACUGUGGCAAACAUGAUCAAAGAGAAGACUCCAGAGGAAAUUCGCAAGAUCUUCAACAUCAAGAAUGACUACACACCCGAGGAAGAGGAGGAGGUUAGGAAGGAGAAUGCUUGGGCAUUUGAGUGAAUCUGAUGUUUUUAAGUGCCCAUAUUCUGGGUGAUACACUUGCAAUAUACAUAAGUAGAUGUUGUCAACAAUCUUUAUGUUAGUACUAGUAAAUAUGUUCCUAACGUUUGCUUUGGAGCCUUUAAUUAGAUUUUGUUGUUCUUUCUAACUUUUGCAUUGGAACUUUUCACGUCUUUGUUCAAUGAAGAUAGUUAAUUCUCUUUUUGCUAAAAAAAAGGAAGAAAAAUUAAAUUGAUUUAAUUAAAAUAAAAAAGAAAGUGCCUAAAACAUAAUCCUUCAAAGUGUCGCCUGUGUGGCUAAUGAUUAUGUUGGCAAACGUCGGGCCAAUGACAUGUGUGAGAAACAAUCAUGUUGAGAAGGACUGACAAAGAUAUUGUGCGUCUAAAGAGGUGCAAGCAAAUAUGCACAAGAAGAAGAAAUUCUUCUCUAAAAGUUGGGAAAAAGUGGGGGGAAAUUAGAGGUUGAUGAGAAAGUACAUCAACAAUUGAAAUGUUUGGAGAGAAAGUGCUUCAAUGAAUUAGAAGUUAGAGACAUGUGCAUCAACAAAUUGAAAAUUGAAUUCCCCGAGAAUAUUGAAAGAAUAAUGGGGGAAACCAAAUCUGUAUAGAAUUUGGUGUUUCCUUAAUUCUUGUCUAAAUAGGAUUUAUAGUCAAAUUAUAUAGAAAUGUUUUCUAGUUUAUAGUCAAAGUAGGUUUCGUACUAUUAUAAUAGAGGUAUUGCUAGCUAUUUUAAAUUGUAUAGAAAUCUAAAAUUUAUUGAAUUUAUGAAUAAAAAAAUCCUUCACCUCUGAAUAAAUGUAAAGGUUGGGAAGAUUGAUAAGAAACAAUUUCAUCAGCACAAUACACUCUGUUCUGUUGGUCACAAGUUCACACGUGAACUCAGUAACUUUUAUCUAAACCUUAUAUAUAUUGAAAAAUCUAUCACUCCAAUUGUCUAUAAGUA
Molecule: messenger RNA, 1968 nt
Organism: Lycium barbarum (goji berry)
Lineage: Eukaryota; Viridiplantae; Streptophyta; Magnoliopsida; Solanales; Solanaceae
Product: SKP1-like protein 1
Exons: 1
Coding region: 556-1026 (156 amino acids)
Biological process (GO): SCF-dependent proteasomal ubiquitin-dependent protein catabolic process
Cellular component (GO): nucleus; cytoplasm
Molecular function (GO): cullin family protein binding
Source: RefSeq, a predicted model, not a curated record